Cynara cardunculus var. scolymus (artichoke) is the source of this 2559-nucleotide messenger RNA. Its product is annotated as protein FAR1-RELATED SEQUENCE 5-like. The transcript has 6 exons. Bases 1 to 2559 code for a protein of 852 amino acids. Gene Ontology annotation, molecular function: zinc ion binding. NCBI's taxonomy places the organism in Eukaryota, Viridiplantae, Streptophyta, Magnoliopsida, Asterales, Asteraceae. The record is from RefSeq and is a predicted model, not a curated record. Gene Ontology annotation, biological process: regulation of DNA-templated transcription.
AUGGAUCCCAUCUCCUUCAACGAGACAUUCGUCAAGGAUAUCUUUGAUGAAAUCGAUGGCGCUAAUGGUAAACGUAAAGGUGUUGUUCAUGAUCGUGAAUUUGCAACUGCAACUAAUGAUGGUACAACACAAGAUAAAUGCAAUUACUCAGCUAGGGAUGAUGAUGGGUGCAUUCGUCAAAAUGAAACAAUACCUGAGCGUAGUGACUCGAUUACGGACGGAGUUUCUGCAGAGUUUGACGAUGAUGAUGUUGCGUCCUUGAGUAAUGAAAAUGAAGAACUUGUUCAUACUCUUGUACUGCAUAUGGGUUCAUUGCAGAAUGUGCAUGCUCGUGCUUGUAUUAUCAAUAUCAAGACAUGGGGCAAAACGUCUGAUGGGUUGAAAUAUUGGUUUCCUAGUGUAGAYGUAAAAUAUAAACCUAAGGUUGGUGAUUCUUUUGAGUCUGUAGAAUCGGCUAAGAAAAUGUAUCGGAAAUAUGCCAAUGAAGCUGGGUUUGAUGUACGUUUAUCUAACAAGAAGAUAAAUAAGMUUGGUCGUAUCACGUCCCGAUUUUAUGUGUGUAGUAAGGAAGGGAGGCCACAAAGUAAGUAUUUUGAUUCCUUAGAUGUUAUUCCAGGUGGUCGUACAAUCCGACAUUCAAAUAUCAAACGUUCCGGUUGUGGAGCAUGUUUAAAAAUUCACCUUGUUAAAGAACUGAACCAAUAUGAAGUUUACAAGUUCGUUGAGCAGCACAAUCACAUCCUUUUUAAUGAAGAGGAGAUGAGGUUUUCCCGUUCCAAAAGGCAACUCCACUACACUGAUCAUAAGAAUAUAUUUCAUGGUUCUAGUUCCAAGGUUGGCGUCACCAAAUCUCAUAGAUUCAUGAAAGCCGUUAAGGGUGGUGUAGAUUCAUCGGGUGGCACUGUAAGAGAUCAUCAAAACUUCAAACGCGAUAUGGCAUAUUUUGUUGGCAAUAAAGACGCACAAAUGUUAUUAAAUGUGAUGGCUAACAGGAGGAAGGUUUGUCCUGAGUUUUUUUUCGAGUACAAGUGUGAUGACAAGGAGUUGUUAGCAAUUUUUUGGGCUGAUGAGACUGCACGAUCAAAUUAUAGGGAAUUUGGCGAUGCAAUAUCAUUUGAUGCAACGUUUAGGACCAACAAGCAUGCUAUAAUAUUUGUUCCGUUCGUUGCAAUAUACAAUCAUAAGAAAUCCGUUGUUGUUGGAGCUGCAUUGAUUCAUAAUGAAUCUGUAGUUGAUUACACAUGGGUAUUAAAAGCGUUUGUAAAAGCACAUGGACGUCAACCACGUUUCGUUAUAACCGACCAAUGUGCGUCGAUGAAACAAGCAAUUYCCAUUGCAUUUCCUGAAUCCAGGCAUCGAUUGUGUAUGUGGCAUAUCACUAAAAAGGUGAAAUCGAAGAUUAGUAAUUACCUCCAACACCGCACGCAGUUCGUUAGCGAAUUUAAUAAGUUGGUGUGGAACGUUCACCUUGGUCCUAAUGAAUUUGAGAUGCAAUGGAACAAUCUGAUCGAUUUUUAUGGAUUACGUGGAGAUCCAUGGUUUGAUGAAUUGUACAAUAUUAGGGAGUCGUGGAUUCCGGCUUACUAUAAGGAUUAUCAUAUGUCAGGCCUAAUGAAAACAACAUCCACGUCAGAGAGCAUCAAUGCGUUUUUUAACGUUUAUGCACAUUUUUGGCAUGAUCUUGUUGUUUUCCUUCGUCCUUUUGAUAAUGCAAUUGAAAGUCAACAGGUAACACAUGGGUCACUAGAGGUGACAACCAAGAGCACGAUUCCUCGAUUGGUGUCCCCUUGCAAGUUAGAAGCUCAUGCAGCAGAGGUGUAUACACGGACGAUAUUUUUCGAAAUUCAGAAAGAGUUAAGAAAGGCUGUUUGGCUUUGUGGCUGGGAUGGAUUCACCGACGUUAGUGAAACCAGAGUGUACACCAUUACUCACAAGAACAAGGCUUCGAUGGUCACAACAAAGUACACGGUGAUUAAGAACAAGAUGGAAAACUCCUACGAUUGCAGUUGCAAUUGUUUUGUUCGUAAUGGGAUUUUAUGUCGUCACGCUCUGAAGGUGAUGUUAAAUGACGAGGUUGACAGAAUCCCCGAUAAAUAUAUACUUCGUCGUUGGCGACGCGAUCUAGUUCCCGUGGAGUGGUUACCAGCACGUUUCAGAUAUGGUGAAGUUGAUGCAGAGAAAGAGAGAUUGAUGAGUUUGGCUUAUUCAUAUUUUGAACGUAUCUUAGGUAGAGUCCGAAAUGAAAAAGACAUUUUGUCAAGAUUUGUUGACCAACUCGAACAAUGGGAUUCAAAGGUUGACAUUGAACUUCCUUUACAGUCACACACUGAAGAGACCACAUCGUCUAUUAAAGAGUUUCUUGGAGUAUCUCAACCCGAAACUGUUGAUGUUCUUCCUCCCACCGGUAUUCGAAACAAAGGUUGUGGWACUGGUAAGAGACUUAUUAGCGCUGCAGAGAAAGCAAUUUCAAACGGAAAAAAGCAGAAGAGAAAGUGUCGACUAUGUGGUCAGAUGGCUACACAUGAUUCUCGGAAUUGUCCGAAGCGUGAUUACAUUUAA